AUGAAGAAUGCUCAACCUCAAUCAUCUUUCAUGAAACUCUCACCGGAGAGGAAAGACUCAUCCACAGAGAUUCAACAUAUCAAGAACGGUGAUCAUGACAAGAACAGAGACAUAGAGGCUGUCUUUGCUCACAUGGACGCAAACAAAGACGGUAAAAUCUCUCCAGACGAGCUUCAAAAGAGUUUCAUGACACUAGGAGAGCAAUUAUCUGACGAAGAAGCCGAAACUGCGGUUAGAUUGUCUGAUACAGACGGAGAUGGGAUGUUGGAUUUUGAGGAGUUUUCUCAGUUAAUCAAAGGAGAUGAUAAAUGUUCAGAGGAAGAGAAGAAGAUGGAGCUUAAGGAAGCUUUCAGAAUGUAUAUAGCAGAAGGUGAAGAGUUUAUUACUCCUAAAAGCUUGAAGAUGAUGCUAAAGAAGCUAGGUGAAUCAAGAACAACUGAUGAUUGUAGAGUUAUGAUUCGUGCUUUUGAUCUCAAUGAUGAUGGUGUCUUAAGCUUCGAUGAGUUUGCUCUUAUGAUGCGUUAAAAUCAGUUAUUAAAAAUCCUGUCAUGGCAUGGGUUUAGGUCCGGUGGGCUAAUCGUCGAUCACGCUUUGUGGUCGGAUACUGGAUUAUCAAAAAAAAAAAAAAAAAAAAGAUCAGUUAUUUCUCUAUUCUUCUUGUAGCUUCUCCUGUUUUUUUUUUAUUAUUAUGUUUUAUUGGUGUAUAUAAUUAAUAGCUUGUUAGGCAAUAAACACGAUUUUUUUAUUUCAUUAUUGUUAAACUUGUUUAUUAUUAUGUUUGAUUGGUGAGAAAAUUUAGCAGGAACAUGUCGAGUCCAUAGAGAUUUGACCAUGUCAUGUUCUUUCGCGACGAACACAUUUCAAGACAAAAGCUGAGCAUGUGACAAUCAAUAAUAGGACAACUAGAUUCAAGAUGAGUUUUAGUCAGUUAGAGCAUGAUCAAUGGAGGGGUUUUAGGGAGUUUCUUAGGAGGGGGGGCCAUAAAAAGAGGAGAAAAAAGAGAAACACUGCUGCCAAAAAUCCAGAAUAAACAGGAAGCUUGUUCUAUUUCGUAGGUUUCAUGCUACGUGGCGACUCACGAUUGGUCAAAUUUCUUUUUUUUUCAUAGAAAAAAGGAAAAAAAAUUAAAAAUUAAAAAAAAAAAACACUCAUGCGUUGAUGCUGCUCUUAGUAUCGAGUUGUUUUCAUCUAAAGGCUCAAUCAUGGUGGAUGUAUAGAACAAUAUAUUCUAGUAGACUUGGUUUUGUCCAAAAAAAUAAAAAUAUUCUAGUAGACUUAGUAAAAGGACCAGUAGACUUGGUUUUGUCCAAAUAGGGUUUAGCGGAUUUUAUUACUACAUAAAUAUAAUCUCUUUGUACAAUUAAAACUCAUGUGAAAAGCAAGUGGCACUUCAAAUGUAAGAAAAACUAGAUCAUAACCCGCCCGACUGGGCGGGUAUUUAUUUUUAUGGUAUAUAUAAACAUUUCAAAAAUUACAAUCUAAUGGUUCCAAUUUGACUAAGUAAUAAUACAUUAUUUAAACAUUGUAUUUCAUCACUGUAUUGUGUAACAGGGGCGCCGCAAAAUAUUGUGACCCGUAAACAUUUUAUUAAUAGUUUAUAAAUUUUUUUUUUGCUAAAUUUGGUGCAAAAUUAUAUACAUUAAACAAUUU
This is a messenger RNA of Eruca vesicaria subsp. sativa (arugula), 1650 nucleotides long. The record is from the annotation of a GenBank genome assembly. NCBI's taxonomy places the organism in Eukaryota, Viridiplantae, Streptophyta, Magnoliopsida, Brassicales, Brassicaceae.